GAAAUCUCUGUUGAUGAUCUGCUGGUGUGUAGAGACUACCAGGCAGACAUAGAGGUCACGGGUCACCCAGAGGUCACCACCUACGUCACGGGUCACCCAGAGGUCACCACCUACGUCACGGGUCACCCAGAGGUCACCACCUACGUCACGGGUCACCUAGAGGUCACCACCUACGUCACGGGUCACCCAGAGGUCACCACCUACGUCACGGAUCACCCAGAGGUCACCACCUACGUCACGGGUCACCUAGAGGUCACCACCUACGUCACGGGUCACCCAGAGGUCACCACCUACGUCACGGGUCACCCAGAGGUCACCACCUACGUCACGGAUCACCCAGAGGUCACCACCUACGUCACGGGUCACCCAGGGGUCACCACCUACGUCACGGGUCACCCAGGGGUCACACCUACGUCACGGGUCACCCAGAGAGGUCACACCUCCGUCACGGGUCACCCAGAGGUCACCACCUACGUCACGGGUCACCUAGAGGUCACCACCUACGUCACGGGUCACCCAGAGGUCACCACCUACGUCACGGAUCACCCAGAGGUCACCACCUACGUCACGGGUCACCUAGAGGUCACCACCUACGUCACGGGUCACCCAGAGGUCACCACCUACGUCACGGGUCACCCAGAGGUCACCACCUCCGUCACGGGUCACCCAGAGGUCACCACCUACGUCACGGGUCACCCAGAGGUCACCACCUACGUCACGGGUCACCCAGAGGUCACCACCUCCGUCACGGGUCACCCAGAGGUCACCACCUACGUCACGGGUCACCUAGAGGUCACCACCUCCGUCACGGGUCACCUAGAGGUCACCACCUCCGUCACGGGUCACCCAGAGGUCACACCUACGUCACGGGUCACCCAGAGGGGUCACCACCUACGUCACGGGUCACCUAGAGGUCACACCUACGUCACGGGUCACCUAGAGGUCACCACCUUCGUCACGGGUCACCCAGGGGUCACCACCUACGUCACGGGUCACCCAGAGGUCACCACCUACGUCACGGGUCACCCAGGGGUCACCACCUACGUCACGGGUCACCCAGAGGUCACCACCUACGUCACGGGUCACCUAGAGGUCACCACCUCCGUCACGGGUCACCUAGAGGUCACCACCUACGUCACGGGUCACCUAGAGGUCACCACCUACGUCACGGGUCACCUAGAGGUCACCACCUCCGUCACGGGUCACCCAGAGGUCACCACCUACGUCACGGGUCACCCAGAGGUCACCACCUACGUCACGGGUCACCCAGAGGUCACCACCUACGUCACGGGUCACCCAGAGGUCACCACCUACGUCACGGGUCAGCCAGAGGUCACCACCUACGUCACGGGUCACCCAGGGUCACCACCUACGUCACGGGUCACCCAGGGGUCACCACCUACGUCACGGGUCACCCAGAGAGGUCACACCUACGUCACGGGUCACCCAGAGGUCACCACCUACGUCACGGGUCACCUAGAGGUCACCACCUACGUCACGGGUCACCCAGAGGUCACCACCUACGUCACGGGUCACCCAAAGGUCACCACCUACGUCACGGGUCACCUAGAGGUCACCACCUACGUCACGGGUCACCCAGGGGUCACCACCUACGUCACGGGUCACCCAGGGGUCACCACCUACGUCACGGGUCACCUAGAGGUCACCACCUACGUCACGGGUCACCCAGAGGUCACCACCUACGUCACGGGUCACCCAGAGGUCACCACCUCCGUCACGGGUCACCCAGAGGUCACCACCUACGUCACGGGUCACCCAGAGGUCACCACCUCCGUCACGGGUCACCUAGAGGUCACCACCUCCGUCACGGGUCACCCAGAGGUCACACCUACGUCACGGGUCACCCAGAGGUCACACCUACGUCACGAGUCACCUAGAGGUCACCACCUACGUCACGGGUCACCCAGGGGUCACCACCUACGUCACGGGUCACCUAGAGGUCACACCUACGUCACGGGUCACCUAGAGGUCACCACCUACGUCACGGGUCACCCAGGGGUCACCACCUACGUCACGGGUCACCCAGAGGUCACCACCUACGUCACGGGUCACCCAGAGGUCACCACCUACGUCACGGGUCACCUAGAGGUCACCACCUACGUCACGGGUCACCUAGAGGUCACCACCUUCGUCACGGGUCACCCAGGGGUCACCACCUACGUCACGGGUCACCCAGAGGUCACCACCUACGUCACGGGUCACCCAGGGGUCACCACCUACGUCACGGGUUACCCAGAGGUCACCACCUACGUCACGGGUCACCUAGAGGUCACCACCUACGUCACGGGUCACCUAGAGGUCACCACCUACGUCACGGGUCACCUAGAGGUCACCACCUACGUCACGGUCACCCAGAGGUCACCACCUUCGUCACGGGGGUCACCACCUCCGUCACGGGUCACCUAG
This is a messenger RNA of Procambarus clarkii (red swamp crayfish), 2427 nucleotides long. The record is from RefSeq and is a predicted model, not a curated record. NCBI's taxonomy places the organism in Eukaryota, Metazoa, Arthropoda, Malacostraca, Decapoda, Cambaridae.